AUGAGUCUAUUGCCUAGAACUGCAGAGGAAUUCAGUUCGGCUGAGUACUGGGAGAGAUUUUUUAAGAAGCGCGGAGAGAAGUCUUUCGAGUGGUAUGGAGACUACAACAAACUAUGCGGCGUGCUGCACAAGUACAUCAAAAUGCAAGACCAGGUGCUGGUGGUGGGCUGCGGCAACUCUGAGCUGAGCGAGCAGCUUCACGACGUGGGUUACAAGCACCUAACCAACAUUGACAUCAGUGAAACAGUAGUAUCCCACAUGAAUCAGCGCAAUGCUGAGCGGCGACCGAGCCUGACGUUCCAGCAAGUGGAUGCCACUCAGAUGCCGUACGAAGACGCGUGUUUCCAGGCAGCUUUGGACAAAGGCACCUUGGAUGCGAUGGCAUCUGAGGAAGGAGGAGAACUGGCGAGGAAUAUGUUAACUGAGGUGGGCCGUGUCCUCAGUGUUGGCGGAAGGUAUGUGUGUAUCACACUAGCUCAGGAGAGUGUAAUACGCCUGGCAGUGGAGCACUUUGUCCAGCUUGGCUGGGCAGUGAGGCUUCACUGCCUGCAGGAAGAAACGAGCGCUGAGGAAGACGGCGACUCCUUCGCCCUUCCUGUUUUCGUUCUGGUUUGCACCAAGUUCCGCCAGCCCAUGCCGAUGCCCAUUCUGGAGAUGUGCCUAGGUGAUGACGGCGCCCCAAAUCGUCUGGCACUGGCGGGCGACUUGUUGGCGGCCGUGCAGGAACGGCAGGCCUACUCAGUCCUGAGAAAGAGGCUGCGUACUCGCACAGACGCCGAUGCAGACCCCUCACUCACACUCUGCCAUGCUAAGACUGGUCUACCCAGAUAUACUCUUACUGUACAGGAUCUGCCCCCAACUGCCAAGGUGCCAAGGUUCAACCAAUUUGCUAUUUUCAUUGUGCCUCACGGCAGCGAGACAGCAUGGCUCUACAGCUCCAGUGAGGGCCGACGGCAACUGGCGGCCAGCGCCAACUUUCGCCGCCUGGUUAUCGUGGCUAUGCACAGAAAUCAAGAGUACGCUGACAUGCAGGCCGUUCAAUCAGAGCUAUCACCCAUGGUGAUGGACCUGGCCCCACCGGGAAUGCCAGAAAAUCAGCAGGUCCCGUUUCUAUCAGUGGGCGGUGACCUGGGUUGGCGUGAGGAGGUGAGCAGGGGUGUGAGCAAACACAGCGGCGAGUAUUGCGUGGAAAACGUUAGGGGGGAGGACGGCGAGCUGUAUCGUAGACUGGUUUUCCUGUCUAAUGCGACGCUGGUGCAGUCCGAGAGUCGUCUUGUUUCAUCUAAUAGCAGUCAUCAUAAGAAGAAGAACAAAAAGAAAACUAAGAUGCCGCCAUCGUCUUCCCUGUCAGUGCACAGCGGCUUCCUCUGCUGCGCCCACCACGAAGUCAUGGUGGCUGGUCUCGCCAUGCUGGGUAUAGGCAAGGAAAAAAAUAAAGAAUUCCCAGUGUCAGUGCUACUGGUUGGACUUGGAGGAGGAGGCCUGCCCCAGUUUCUGCGGGACUUUGUACCCGGCGCGUCAGUGGAGGUGGUGGAGCUGGAUCCCGUCGUUUUGGAGGUGGCCAAAGAGUGGUUCAACUUUCGACCGGACGAUCGCCUGACCGUCACGCUCGGGGAUGGCCUUGAGCGCAUCUGUUCCCUGGAGAAAGAAGGGGGUCAUUCGUUUGAUGCCAUCAUGUUCGAUGUUGACAAUAAGGACAGCACGUUGGGUAUGAGCUGUCCACCUGCCGCCUUUGUCGAAAGCUCCAUCCUGCAAAAAGUCGGCAACCUCCUGACCCCUAAAGGUAUUUUCAUACUCAAUCUGGUGUGCCGUGACCCCGCCUUGAGGAAAGACGUGCUGGAGCGUGUUAGCCGCGUGUUUCCCGACAUCCUCUCACGGAAAAUUGACGGGGAGGUCAAUGAGGUGCUGCUCUGUCGACGCCAAGGCGAAACUGUGGGUGUACCACCGUCGCUGAAGCAAGCAGGACAUGAUCUGCAGAGAGCCCUGCGCUCCAGCACGACCCAGAGCCCAAAAAUAGACAUUGCUGAGUUGUUGAAAGAUAUGAAAGUGGCGUGA
This is a messenger RNA of Nerophis lumbriciformis (worm pipefish), 2055 nucleotides long. The record is from RefSeq and is a predicted model, not a curated record. NCBI's taxonomy places the organism in Eukaryota, Metazoa, Chordata, Actinopteri, Syngnathiformes, Syngnathidae.